CUAAACUAACUAACAAAAUGGCCACCUUGAGCGAUGGCGUCAUUGAUUGUUCUCCUUCCAAAAAACCAAAAUUGGACGAAAACUCUGAAAAAUGUAAAGACGGCAUUCAUGAAACCCUCGCAGACUUGUCAACAUUUCAAUUAGAAAAAGUCCUACACAAUAAUACAAACCGAAAAACUGUGUGCCUUAAAGGAAAGUUCGCCUCCAAAAAUGGGGACGCUUUAGUGCUUCUAGAGAAAACAGCUUUUGCCGAGGAGAAUCUCAAAGAAGACAGUGACUAUUUUACAAAGUAUAGUUCAUUGGAAAAAGUGUUUCAUAACGACAUUUACGGAAAUUACAAUUAUUUCCCUAAAAUUAACCUCAACUCAAUUAAAGCCACGAUUAUACAUCCGGCCACUGAAGAGCAUUUUGUGAAGUAUUCGCAACAGAAUUGUUGCAUCAUUGACGAAACUCCGGAAAUUUAUCAAAAAAUUGUCUUGCCUCAUAUCACUUCACAGCAGUUUGAUUUAGCCUGGGUUUACAACAUUUUGGAACGCAAAUCAGAGUCUGAUAGAAUAGUUUUUGAAGACUCGGAUCCAAACACAGGCUUUAUUUUACUACCUGACUUGAAGUGGAAUGGUGAAGUUGACACACUUUAUUUGUUAGCUGUUGUCCACAAGCGUGAUAUUAAAUCGCUGCGGGAUCUAACAGGGGCCCACUUGCCAUUACUCAAAAAUAUACAAAAGAAGGGCAUUGAAGCCAUCAAUUCAAAGUAUGGACUUGAUGGCACCCAACUGAGAAUAUAUCUGCAUUACCAACCAUCAUUUUACCAUCUACAUGUACAUUUUACUUAUAUAAAACAUGAAGCACCUGGAAUUUUGGCCGAAAGGGCUCACUUAUUAUCUAAUGUAAUAAGUAACAUUGAAUUGUUGCCAGAUUAUUACCAAAAAGUGACUCUACCGUUUGUCGUCAGGGAAAACGAUAAUUUGUACAAAAAACUUAAAGUUUAG
This is a messenger RNA of Tribolium madens (black flour beetle), 989 nucleotides long. Its product is annotated as m7GpppX diphosphatase-like. Bases 18 to 989 code for a protein of 323 amino acids. Gene Ontology annotation, molecular function: RNA 7-methylguanosine cap binding; hydrolase activity. Lineage: Eukaryota; Metazoa; Arthropoda; Insecta; Coleoptera; Tenebrionidae. Gene Ontology annotation, cellular component: nucleus; P-body. The record is from RefSeq and is a predicted model, not a curated record. Gene Ontology annotation, biological process: deadenylation-dependent decapping of nuclear-transcribed mRNA. The transcript is spliced from 4 exons.